AUGUCAAUCCGUCAAUGGAAAGCCGCCAUCUGCCAGGCCGAACCAUGUUGGUUUGACAAAGUCGCCGGUGUCAAAAAGACAAUCCGUCUCAUCAACGAAGCCAGCCAGAACGGGGCCUCUCUCAUAGCUUUCUCUGAAGUCUGGCUCCCAGGCUAUCCCAAUUUCCUAUGGUCAGGAACAUACAGAGAGAACAUGCCCCUUGUGCAAAAGUACAUGCAAAACAGUAUAUCUGCCUAUGGAGACGAGAUGCUUGAGAUUCGCCAAGCUACUGCAGCUUCCAACAUCUAUGUAUGCUUUGGUUUCAGUGAACGGGUUGGAGCUUCUUUGUAUCUCGCGCAGGUCCUCAUUGGUCCUGACGGGAACAUCCUUCUUCAUCGUCGCAAGACAAAGCCCACGCAUGUUGAGAGGACUAUCUUUGGGGAUUCCACGGGUGACUCUCUUACUACUGUAGUGGAUACCCCUUUGGGAAAGAUUGGCAUGCUGAACUGCUGGGAACACCUUCAGCCACUCCUCAAAUACCACACAUACUGUCAAGGUGAACAAGUACAUAUCGCUGCCUGGCCGUUCAAUGCGAAAUGGACUGAAUCAGCUGUUGAGCCCUACUCAGUAUUUUCAGAGGCCAACGAGGUCACAGCCAGUCGCAUGUAUGCCCUAGAGGGCGCUGUCUACGUCCUCGUGACAAACCAGCCCCUGUCCGCCGAAGGUGCCAAGCUGAACAGCGAGGGCCAAGGGAACGCAGACAAGGACGGUUUCAUGCUCGCAGGAGGUGGUGGUGCCGCAGCUGUCUUUGGUCCAGAUGGCCGACAACUGACCAAGCCUACUGAUCCUCUGUUUGAUGGUCUUAUCUACUGCGACAUUGAUCUGGACAAGAUUGACUACGCAAAGACCUUGACUGAUUGCGUGGGUCACUAUUCACGGCCUGAUCUGCUGCGACUGGUCGUCGAUGAUCAACCCAAGAACUAUGUCGUUCGCGUAUCUGAUGCACCUACAAAUACUCCUUAUCACACUGGUACUAGUGGUGAGACAUUGCUAUCUGCUCAUGAAAAGCUAGAUGAACUUCUUGCCAAGAAAGCGAGGAAGGAGGCGACGAGCUGA
Molecule: messenger RNA, 1095 nt
Organism: Fusarium tjaetaba
Lineage: Eukaryota; Fungi; Ascomycota; Sordariomycetes; Hypocreales; Nectriaceae
Product: cyanide hydratase
Exons: 2
Coding region: 1-1095 (364 amino acids)
Molecular function (GO): catalytic activity
Source: RefSeq, a predicted model, not a curated record